GUUGGCCUUUUCGUAGAAGGGACUAAGGGCUCUCAACCUUGACCGCUUCACUUGGAACGUUAUGUACUUUUAAUUGCGAGUGUUCACGAUUCAUUCGAUUGCUAUCGAUCCCAUAAUUACGACAACCGUCUUGCCGGACUUGAAAAAGUGCCCAUUUCGUUAACGGCCAGAGCCAUAAUAGUUCGCUAAUCAAAUUCCAGCCAUCAACCGAAAAAUUACUAAUUGUUGAGUAAAUAAGAAAUUUGAUUUGGGGCCUACAAGUGGAUACUUCGCGUUCGUAACCGCACAACUAUACGCGGAAAUAAACGCUGCUUAAGAUAAGACAAAACGGAAUUGAGUUCAUGAAAUUACUAAAACGAAGGUGUUAAUACCCAUACAUACCGAGCUUCAGAUUAAAAUUCAAAAACGUUUAAACGUGGCCAUGGUUUCGAAAGAGCGCGGACUGGCAGCCAAUGGCCUGUUUUUACUAUUCCUAAUUUUUCCAAUAUUAUUCACGAAAGUAGAAUGUAACGAUAACUUGCGCGUUGCUUAUGAAUGGAAGCAGAUAGAUUUCAACUACCCAAGCGAAGAACAGCGGCAGCAAGCCAUCGACAGCAAGGAAUUCAUAGCGGCCAACGUGAUACCACUCGGCUUAGAAGUCUAUCGAUCAAGGCUGUUCGUUACUUUGCCUCGAUGGAAAGGUGGAGUUCCAGCUUCAUUGGCUUACCUUGAUCUUAAUGAUAAUACAACGAAAUCACCGAGACUGACACCUUUCCCCAGCUGGCAAGCUCAUCGAUUAUCAUCUGAUGAUCCACCUGAAAUUGUGUCCCCUUUCCGAAUCCGAGCUGAUAAAUGCGGACGUCUUUGGGUUCUCGACACUGGCGUCGCUGACAUACUAGGAAAUACUACCGUUUUACGCCCAACCACCUUGCUAGUCUACGAUUUACAUAAUGAUAAUCUACUCCGAAGGUUCCCAUUCACAUCUGGUUUGACGAAACAGGAUACCUUUUUCGCCAAUAUCGCUGUUGAAGAUGGUGACUGUAUGGAUACUUUUGUGUACUGUGGUGAUUUAGGAGCAUCAGGACUUGUCGUUUACUCAUGGAAGCAACAGGAUGCAUGGAGAGUUAAUCACAAUUAUUUCCAUCCUGAUCCUUUGGCUGGAAACUACAGUAUUGACGGAAUAAGUUUCCAGUGGGAUGACGGACUGUUUGGAUUGGCUAUAUCGAAACAGCAACCGGAUGGGUAUGCUACGCUCUACUUCCAUCCACUCAGUUCAACAAUGGAGUUCUCAGUGUCAACGAUGAUUCUGAGGAAUAAGACGAAGGCUACCUCGAAUGAUAUCUAUAAGGAAUUUAAGAUUCUGGGUUCACGUGGACCGAACGCCCAAGCGGGUGCUUCUUUCCUUGACCAAUUGACUGGGGUUUUGUUCUAUGCACUUCCAAAUUUGAAUGCAGUUGCUUGCUGGAAGACUUCAAAUCGGGCGUAUACCAUCAAAUCACAAGGACGUGUCUACAUGAGUUCAACUGAAAUGGUUUUCCCAAAUGAUAUCAAGGUUGAUGAUCAGGAUCGUCUCUGGGUUCUGUCUGAUCGACUUCAUAAAUACAUGUAUGCUGAGCUGGAUAGCAAUGAUGUGAAUUUCCGGAUUUUGACUGCUCAUGUCCAGGAAGCUAUCGAAAAUACGGCUUGUGAUACCAAGACGAAGCCAUUGCCGGAUAUUAUCAACCGUUUGGGUGACAUCCUGCGACCCACACAAACUUCACCAAGUUCAGCACCAUCAUUGCAGUCAUUUGGAAUUUAUUCGCUCAUAUUAAGCUUAGUUUUAGGGACUAGAUUUAUGGCAACUAUGUAAAUUAUUGGAAUUUAUUUACUGAAUGCUACUUGUCUACUUUUGCACGUAUUUAGAAUGACCACUUUUAGCUAAGAUUGCAAUUAUAUGAUUAGAUUUAUAUUAAUUUAAUCAUGGUUGGAAAAUUGUUGCUAGUAAAGACCCGAAACGGUUAGAAAUUUGAAAAUUAUUCAGAAAGUUGCUCCAUACACAUAUUUUCAGUUUUGCAUUUUUGCAAUCCUGGAGACUUUGAGUAUGAUUUCUUAUUCGAUUCUAGAUCUGAAAACAGAAUAUGAACAAAAUAAAAUAGAAUAAAAACGCUUAAAAGUUACCAACGUCAGGAUAAACUACAAUUUAUAAACCACAACGAAAAUUAAUUUUAUUUGUAUAGUCAUUAAUUUAUAAAAUACUAGUUUGUGACGAAAUAUGUAUUAUAUUGUAUUUUAAUUUAAUAAACUAAAAUAACU
Hermetia illucens (black soldier fly) is the source of this 2271-nucleotide messenger RNA. RefSeq names its product protein yellow. Gene Ontology annotation, cellular component: extracellular region. Bases 422 to 1828 code for a protein of 468 amino acids. Lineage: Eukaryota; Metazoa; Arthropoda; Insecta; Diptera; Stratiomyidae. The transcript is spliced from 3 exons. The record is from RefSeq and is a predicted model, not a curated record.